AUGCUCUUUAGUUAAUUAAACAACCCGGCCAAUCGCAUAAAAUAUACAUACAUAUAUAUGAUAUGAUGUGGUUGGGAAGAUGGGUUGUUUGUGUUUGUUUGGUGAUGGUUGUGAAUGGUGUUAGAGUUGAUGCAGAUGAUGAGUUGCAGCCUUACAGAACUGCUUUCCAUUUCCAACCUCUCAAAAACUGGAUGAAUGAUCCUAAUGGUCCCAUGUAUUUCAAUGGAGUUUACCAUCUGUUUUACCAAUACAACCCUUAUGGUCCACUCUGGGGCAACAUUUCAUGGGGUCAUUCCAUUUCAUAUGAUCUUAUCAACUGGUUUCUUCUCCAACCCGCUCUCACCCCAAACCAACCUACUUACGACAUCAACGGCUGCUUGUCUGGUUCAACCACCAUCCUAAACGCCGCCAAACCCAUCAUUCUCUACACCGGCCAAGACCUCAACAACACCCAGCUUCAAAACAUCGCUUUCCCCAAAAACCUUUCCGACCCGCUUUUAAGACACUGGAUUAAAUGGUCUGGAAACCCCAUUUUGACUCCAAUCAACGAUAUUAAUCCGGCCCAGUUUCGUGAUCCAUCAACGGCUUGGAAAGGUCCGGACGGAAAAUGGAGGAUUGUGAUUGGAAGCGAGAUCGAUGGUCACGGAACCGCGCUUUUGUAUCGUAGUACCGAUGGUAUUAAUUGGACUAGAUCCGAAAAACCUUUGCAUUUUUCUAGUAAAACGGGUAUGUGGGAGUGUCCAGAUUUCUAUCCUGUUGCUAAUGAUGGGAAAAGAGGUCUUGAUACAUCGGUACAAGGGAAUAACACAAUGCAUGUUCUUAAAACAAGCUACAACAGUCGGGAAUAUUAUGUGAUUGGGAAUUAUGAUGCGAAAGCGGAUCGAUUUGGUGUCAUUGGUAACGAUUUCACGGUUAGCAGCACACAGCUUCAAUAUGAUUAUGGACGGUUUUACGCCUCGAAAUCGUUCUACGAUAACGCAAAACAGAGAAGAGUGUUAUGGGGAUGGGUUAAUGAAGGCGAUAGUGGAUCGGAUGCGGUCAAAAAAGGGUGGUCUGGCCUUCAAUCGUUUCCUAGAAGCGUUUGGCUUAGCGAUACCCGGAAACAGUUGGUACAGUGGCCGGUGGACGAGAUCGAGAAACUACGAACAAAACAAGUGAAUAUCACGAAUAGAGAACUAAAAGGCAGAACCCUACUCGAAAUACCGAGCAUCACAGCUUCACAGGCUGAUGUAGAAGUGUCAUUUAGUUUGUCAAAUCUGAACGAAGCAGAUGUAAUAAAUUCGGAAAUGGUUGAUCCCCAACUUCUCUGUGCACAAAAGAAUGCUUCUGUUAGCGGGAGUUUAGGUCCUUUCGGCUUGCUGGUUUUGGCUUCAAAAAACUUGACAGAACGAACCGCAGUUUUCUUUCGAGUGUUUAAAGGACCCAAUAAGUUCCUAGUCCUCAUGUGCAGCGAUCAAAGCAAGUCUUCAAUUGCACAAGAAGUGGACAAAAGCAUUUAUGGGGCUUUUCUUGAUUUGGAUCCUCACCACAACAUCCCGCUAAGAAGCUUGAUAGAUCAUUCGAUUGUGGAAAGCUUUGGUGGAGAAGGACUUGCUUGUAUGACUGCUAGAGUUUAUCCAAAGUUGGCUACUAAUGAAGACACCAAGCUUUAUGUAUUCAACAAUGGCACACAGACUCUAUCUAUUUCCAAUCUAAAUGCCUGGAGCAUGAACAAGGCUAAAAUACUUCCAUUGCCCUAGCUAACCUACUAUUCACUCAACACUAUAUACAUAUGCGUCUACCUCUUUAUUUUAUUUAUCAUAUAUAUUAUCCCUAGUAAUAGUAUACCUGUUUAUAUCUGUAUAACAGGCUUAAUACAAAAUAACCUAGUU
Molecule: messenger RNA, 1871 nt
Organism: Cynara cardunculus var. scolymus (artichoke)
Lineage: Eukaryota; Viridiplantae; Streptophyta; Magnoliopsida; Asterales; Asteraceae
Product: beta-fructofuranosidase, insoluble isoenzyme CWINV1-like
Exons: 7
Coding region: 63-1739 (558 amino acids)
Biological process (GO): carbohydrate metabolic process
Molecular function (GO): hydrolase activity, hydrolyzing O-glycosyl compounds
Source: RefSeq, a predicted model, not a curated record